Messenger RNA from Triticum turgidum subsp. durum (durum wheat), 1422 nucleotides. Lineage: Eukaryota; Viridiplantae; Streptophyta; Magnoliopsida; Poales; Poaceae. The record is from the annotation of a GenBank genome assembly.
AUGGAGAUGGACUUUGUCUCAGGCCCUUCGGGGCACGAGGCGUGGGCGCAGCGGCUUCUUCAUGACGACGGUGAACUCGUUCUUCUCGGCGAAGUCCACCUCCUCGCCGGGGACCUCCUGCCACUCGAACUCCCUUACCAUGUUGGCCACGAAGUACUCCAGGUGGAGCAUGGCGAUGCCCAGCCCGGCGCAGAUCCUCCGGCCCACGCCGAACGGCAUCAUCUUGAUCUCCCGAUUGCCGGUCACGUCCACCGCUUCGCCUGCGCCGCCUGGCAGGAACCGCUCCGGCAAGAACUCCGUUGGCUUCUCCCACUCCCGCUCGUCCCUGCUCAUCUCGGCCACCAUGAAGUUCACCGUCGCCCCCUUGGGAAUCAGGUACCCGCCGACCUCCAUGUCCUCCGCCGCCUUGUGCGGCAGCACGAAGUGCGCCGGUGGGUGCUUCCGGAGGCCCUCGAGCACCACCGCCUUGAGGUACGGCAUCUUGUGGACGUCCUCCUCCGAGACCUCGUCCUGGUCGUCCCCCUUCCUGGCGCUGAUCUCUUUGUAGAGCUUCUCCUGGAUGGCCGGGUUCUUCACCAGCUCGGCCAUGAUCCACUGCAACCCGGUGGAGGUGGUGUCGGUCCCGGCGUCGAGGAACUCGGAACAGAGGUUGAUCAUCUCGUUGUCGGUCAGCGGGCGGUUUCCCUCCUCGGGGAGCUUAAUGUCGAGCAGGGCGUCGACGUAGGAGUGCUCGAACGUGCUCUCUUUCUUGGGCUCGCCGCCGAGUUUCCUGUACUCCCGCCGAGCGUUGAUCAGCGGCACGAACAGGUCCUUCUUCCGCCGCUGCAUGGCGUGCACGUUCUGGAGGCGGUCGCGGUAGAGGUGCUUGGUCACCGACGGCAGGAAGGCGAAGACGGCCAUCUUCCUCGACCUGUAGAUGAGCACGAGGAGACAGAACAUGGCGUACUGGAAUGUCUCCACGACGGCCGCGCCGCCGGAGGACGACUCAUCACGCAGCUUCUCGGCCAGCACGCGGCGCACCCAGGAGCGCGCGGGGGCGAAGAGGCGGACCCGCGACGGGUGCAGCGUCUCGGAGACGAGGUUGCGGCGCAGGAGGCGCCACACGGGGCCGUAGCUGGCGCGCGUGAUGGUGUUGUCGUUCUCGCCCAGCAGCUUCAGCGAAGGGAGGGCGGGGCGGUCCGCGAGCGUGGCGCCGCGCUCGACGAGCGCCGCGUGCGCGAGGCGGCGGUCGGCGACGAAGAUGGAGAGGCGGGACCCCACGCGCAGGGACACGAUGGGGCCGUAGCGCUUGAACAGGCGCCGGAGCAGGGGCUCCACGUCGGCGAGCGAGUUGGUCAGCCACACCACGCUGCCCAGCACCGGCAGGGACGGCGGGCCGGGCGGGACGCGGAGGCGGCCGCCCUUGCGGCCGCGGAGGAGUAG